This is a messenger RNA of Symphalangus syndactylus (siamang), 3062 nucleotides long. It is a transcript of the gene RPS20, whose product is annotated as ribosomal protein S20. Gene Ontology annotation, cellular component: ribosome; small ribosomal subunit. Gene Ontology annotation, molecular function: RNA binding; structural constituent of ribosome. Lineage: Eukaryota; Metazoa; Chordata; Mammalia; Primates; Hylobatidae. The record is from RefSeq and is a predicted model, not a curated record. Gene Ontology annotation, biological process: translation.
AUGCGAGCGUGUUAUAUAAGGGUUGCUCAGGUCCCACCCCAUUCUUUUUGAGGAAGACGCGGUCAUAGGUGCUGGUCACGCUCCUGCUCCUGACUCACCGCUGUUCGCUCUCGCCGAGGAACAAGUCGGUCAGGAAGCCGCGCAGCAGCCAUGGCUUUUAAGGAUACUGGAAAAACACCCGUGGAGCCGGAGGUGGCAAUUCACCGAAUUCGAAUCACUCUAACAAGCCGCAACGUAAAAUCCCUGGAAAAGGUGUGUGCUGACUUGAUCAGAGGCGCGAAAGAAAAGAAUCUCAAAGUGAAAGGACCAGUUCGAAUGCCUACCAAGACUUUGAGAAUCACUACAAGAAAAACUCCUUGUGGUGAAGGUUCUAAGACGUGGGAUCGUUUCCAGAUGAGAAUUCACAAGCGACUCAUUGACUUGCACAGUCCUUCAGAGAUUGUUAAGCAGAUUACUUCCAUCAGUAUUGAGCCAGGAGUUGAGUUGAUCGAAUCUACAGAUGCAGAACCCAUGGAUACGGAGGGCCAGCAGUACACUUUGAGAAGUGUGUUUGAAUCCCCGGGGACAUGUCCUUUUUAACUGCAUUCUCCCCCACCAAAAAAGUGACCAAGCAGGUAUAAGUGGAGAAACAGCCAAAGCUGAAGUGUAUUCUUUUUUUGUUUAAUUGUACUUCAGUGGAUGCAAAUGAAAUUUUAUCUUUUGAAAGUAAGAGGAACUACGGCUGGGCGGGGUGGCUCACACCUGUAAUCUCAGCACUUUGGGAGGCCAAGGUGGGCGGAUCACCUGAGGUCAGGAGUUCAAGACCAGCCUGGCCAACAUGGUGAAACCCCGCCUCUACUAAAAAUACAAAUAUCAGCUAGGGGUGGUGGCACACUCCUGUAAUCCCAGCUACUUGGGAUGCUGAAGCAGGAGAAUCUCUUGAACCUGGGAGGUGGAGGUUGCAGGGAGUUGAGAUUGUCGAGUACAGUGGAUUGAGUGCAGUGGAGCUGAGAUCGUCAAGUGCAGUGGAUUGAGUCCACUGCACUCCAGCCUGGGCAAUAGAGCUAAACUCAGUCUCAAAAAAAAAAAGAAAGAAAAGAGUAAGUCAGAGGCACAAAAUCAAUCCUUAUUUCCUUUAUCCUAGGAAUAAUAGCAUAUUUCACUUUCAUAGAAAUUAAACUCUUAGAGAACCAAAUCCUUCUAUACCUUUUGUUCUGUAAACUGCUAUUUAUUUACUUAUUUUUGCCUUACAUAUUGUGCAUAUCCUUCUUCAUUAACUUAAACAGAACUCACCCCAUGGAUCAUCUGAGGUCAGGAGUUCGAGACCAGCCUGACCAACAUGGUGAAACCCCGUCUCUGCUAAAAAUACAAAAUUAGCUGGGCGUGGCAGCGUGUGCCUGUGGUCCCAGCCACUCGGGAGGCUGAGGCAUGAGAAUCGCUUGAACCCGGGAGGCGAAGAUUUCCAGCCUGGGCGACAGACUGAGACUCUGUCUCCAGAAAAAAAAAAAAAAGAAAUUUUCACCAAGAGAAUAUGGAAAUUUUUAAUUUUAAAAAACACUGUCAAAUUGAUGCUUUCAAGCAACUGUGCACAUUUGUAUUCCUCCCAGGAGUCUGUACAAUAUCAUAUGUCUGAUAUACAAAAAAAAUCGCUCAUUAUUUUAGCCCUACCCUGCAUUUGUCUUUUCUUUCUGGGACUCGUAUUGAUUGCAUGACCUUCUGAAGGUCUUGUGUGUCUCUUACCUUUUUUUCAUAACUUCUCUUAAUUUUUUUUUUUUUUUUUAAACAGAGUCUUUUUCUGUCACCCAGGCUGGAGUGCAGUGGCGUGAUCUCAGCUCACUGCAACCUCUGCCUCCUGGGUUCAAGUGAUUCUCCUGUCUCAGCCUCCUAAGUAGCUGAGAUUACAGGUGUGCACCAGUGUUCCCAGCUGAUUUUUGUAUUUUAUGUAGAGAUGGGGUUAUGCCAUAUUGGCCAGGCUAGUUUCGAACUCCUGAGCUCAGGUGAUCCACACACCUCAGCAAAUAUUUUAAAUUAUGCAUUCUAUGAUAUUUCCUUGACUUUGUUAUCCAGCAUUUCUAUUGAUUAUUUUUCAUUUUAAUAAUCUCGGGUUUUUAAAAACUCCUUUAUGAUGGCAAAUUUCAAACAUACACAAAAGUAGAGAGAGAAUGGUAUAAUAAACCCACUCAGUUUUGAGGAUUGCCAACUAAUACCAGUUUUAUUUUAUGUAUGACUCCAACAACUUCCCCAACCAGCCUUCAGAUUAUUUGAAAGCAAAUUUCAGACAUCAUAUUUUACUCAUACAUUUUCUAGUAUCUAAAUCUGAAAGAAAAAGACUCUUUUUUUAACAGUUCCAUAGCAUUAAUUAUACUCAUGCUGUUGUGCAACAAAUAUCCAGAAAUCUUUCGUCUUGUGAAACUGAACCUCUUACCCAUUUAACACUAACUCCCAUUUUUUUCACCCUGAACCCUUAGCAACCACAAUUUUACUUUCUUUUUCUGUGAGUUUGAUUACUUGAUACUUCAUGUGAGUGGAAUCAUAUAAUAUUUGUCUUUUUGUGACUGACAUUUUAUUUAGCUUAACGUCUUCCAGUUUGACCCAUGCCAUAUCAUGUGGCAGGAUUUUUCUCCUUUUUUUUUUUUUUUUUUUUUUUUGAGACGGAGUCUUGCUCUGUCGCCCAGGCUGGAGUGCAGUGGCGCGAAUCUUGGCUCACUGCAAGCUCCGCCUCCCGGGUUCACGCCAUUCUCCUGCCUCAGCCUCCUGAGUAGCUGGGACUACAGGUGCCCACCACUACGCCUGGCCAAUUUUUUUGUAUUUUUAGUAGAGACACAGUUUCACCGUGUUAACCAGGAUGGUCUCGAUCUCCUGACCUCGUGAUCCGCCCAUCUCAGCCUCCCAAAGUGCUGGGAUUACAGGCGUGAGCCACCAUGCCCGGCCACGAUUAUUCUUCUUUCUUAAGGCUGAAUAAUAUCUCAAUGUAUGUAUAUAUACCACUUUUAAAAAAUUCAUUCAUUUGUUGGACAUUUAGAUUGUUCCCACCUCUUGGCUAUUGUGAAUACUGCUAUAAUAAACAUGAGUAUGCAAAUAUG